Molecule: messenger RNA, 2289 nt
Organism: Eptesicus fuscus (big brown bat)
Lineage: Eukaryota; Metazoa; Chordata; Mammalia; Chiroptera; Vespertilionidae
Gene: SLC25A43
Product: solute carrier family 25 member 43
Exons: 5
Coding region: 143-1168 (341 amino acids)
Biological process (GO): transmembrane transport
Source: RefSeq, a predicted model, not a curated record
GCUUCCCGGCCUGGCCGCGUCCGUCCCCCUUCGGGCGGACCACGCCCGCCCCCUCCGCCGAGAGCCUGGGAGCCCGGGAACCCCAGGCCCCAGACACUUGGCGUCCCGGAGUCCGGGGCCGGGGCUCGGCUGGUGGGGCGCUAUGGCGACAUGGCGACGUGAUGGCCGGCUGACUGGCAGCCAGCGGCUGCUGUGCGCGGGGCUGGCAGGAGUGCUCAGCUUGAGCCUCACCGCGCCGCUGGAGCUCGCCACCGUGCUAGCCCAGGUCGGCGUGGUGCAGGGUCGAAGCCGGGGACCUUGGGCCGCGGGGCUCGGCGUGUGGCGAGCUGAGGGGCCCCGGGCUCUAUGGAAGGGGAACACGGUGGCGUGUCUGCGCCUCUUCCCUUACAGCGCCGUGCAACUCACCGCCUACCGCAAGUUUGUCGUACUCUUCAUGGAUGACCUGGGCCAUAUUUCCCAGUGGAGUGCCAUCAUGGCUGGAAGUCUUGCAGGCAUGGUUUCCACCAUUGUAACGUAUCCUACAGACCUCAUCAAAACGCGCUUAAUUGUGCAGAAUGUGCUGGAACCAUCUUAUAGGGGGAUCCUCCAUGCUUUUUCUACUGUUUAUCAACAGGAAGGAUUCCUGGCCCUUUAUCGAGGAGUUUCCCUUACAGUUUUAGGUGCUCUCCCUUUCUCUGCUGGCUCUCUUCUAGUAUACAUGAAUCUGGAAAAAAUCUGGAAUGGACCCCGAGAUCGCUUCUCUCUCCUCCAGAACUUUGCCAACAUCUGCCUGGCUGCUACGGUGACCCAGACCCUCUCCUUUCCAUUUGAUACAGUGAAGAGGAAGAUGCAGGCUCAGAGCCCCUUCCUUCCCCGCUGUGGAGGAGUAGAUGUCCAUUUCUCAGGAGCCACGGACUGCUUCCGGCAGAUAGUGAAGGCCCAUGGGGUACUGGGGCUCUGGAAUGGAUUGGCAGCCAACUUACUGAAGAUAGUUCCAUAUUUUGGAGUUAUGUUUGGUACCUUUGAGUUCUGCAAGAGAAUCUGUCUUUACCACAAUGGUUACAUUGUGUCUCCUCUGAGCUAUAAAUUGACCCCAGGGGUGGAUCAGAGUUUGAAACCCCAGGAAUUACGGGAAUUAAAGAAGUUCUUCAAAACUGGAAAACUAAAUUCUAGAAAACCAACUCUUUAAAACUGAAUGGAACUACAAGUGCACUGACCGAAGGCGUGUUGCAAUCACGGAUAAAUUUAGCUUCAAAAUUGCACAACUUGAGGAGUGAGGAGAGGGUACUCCUGUCUGCUGCUCUUGGAAAUGAGAAGACUCAGCCAUAUGCUACCUCUGAGCUCCAAAUUGAUGUCCCUGGGAACACCUGCACCUCAGGAAGGUUUCCCAACAUGACUGUCCCCUGAUGGCAUUCCACUAGAUUUUAUAACAAAAGCUAGCAGUAAUGAUAUGUGCUAUUUACACAAUACCAAAGAAAGGACAUUCUCAUGACACCUCAAAGCAACAUGUAGUUGAAGUGGCUGAGCAGAGGCCACGUCGUGCUCUCAGUCACAGCGUCACAGCUUGCACUAACCCACAUCAGCUUAGUUUUGCUCAAUUUGACCUGAGGCUUCCUAAUAUACUCACUCUGUAACUCAAAAGCUUUGCUGACUUAUGAGUGCACACACCACAGUGUAAAUUAUGCCUUCUUGGAAGCUAACUGAAAAUAUUUUUUAAAUUUCUUUAUUGAUUAAGGUGUUACAUAUGUGUCCUUAUUCCCCCAAUACCCCCUAACUGAAAAUAUUUAACAUUUAAAAGUUAUGAGUAUCAUAGUAGAACUAUCCUUUAGCUAAAUUUGAAGCAUCCCAGGCUUAAAUCUUGUUUCAGGAAAGCAGUUUUUAUCAUGACUGUCUAAUUAUGCCCCAAAAGACCUUCUUUGAAUUGCAGUCAUGUAUAGUGUAAGUGGCCUGAAUUCUCUGUCUUUUUUACUUGCUUUGCAAGCCUACCCUGAAAAUAAAUUAUUCAGUCAACUUAAGUUAUUCUCAGAAGAUGUCCCAGUUGCGUAGAAAGGAUCAAAUAGAGCAUUUGACACACAUACAAGAAAACAACAACAAAAAACCAUAAAUAACUGAACAAACACUUUAGGCUAGUCAUGUCUACCAGAUUUUUAAAAAGUCAAAUUUUGGAUUGUUCCACCUUGGAGAUUCUGUCAAGUUUAUAAAACUGUACUUUCAAAUAGUGCCUGUCUUUGCAUUAAAAAUGUCUAAUAUUAUGAUACUAAUUUAUACAUACGCAAAUAUAUUGAAAGGAUUUUCCCUAUUAAACUUAUU